Molecule: messenger RNA, 2119 nt
Organism: Zeugodacus cucurbitae (melon fly)
Lineage: Eukaryota; Metazoa; Arthropoda; Insecta; Diptera; Tephritidae
Gene: ash2
Product: set1/Ash2 histone methyltransferase complex subunit ASH2
Exons: 9
Coding region: 131-1831 (566 amino acids)
Cellular component (GO): Set1C/COMPASS complex
Molecular function (GO): transcription cis-regulatory region binding; protein binding
Source: RefSeq, a predicted model, not a curated record
UUACUAUCCGUCUCUAAUUGAAUACCUCCUUUCGCAAACAUUUGCAGACGCUUUUUUAACUUUUUUUUUGCUUAUUUUGAUCGGUGCAAGGCUCUGUUUUUUAGUCCAGUUAAUAUAAUACGACAGAAAAAUGGAAGAUAUACAAAUGGACACCAAUUCACAGUCCGAAACAGCCUCCGAAUAUGCACCCAGUGAACGUGACGCUGAAACUAAACAAGAGGAGAAACCUGCUGCAGCCGCCAACAGUACCGGCAUUUGCUACUGUGGUAAAGAACGUAAUCUGAACAUAGUGGAACUGCUGUGUAGCAAUUGCAGUCGCUGGUUUCAUGAGUCCUGUAUCGGCUAUCAGCUGGGCAAGUUGGUGCCCUUCAUCACCAAUUAUGUAUUCGUCUGUAAAAAUUGCUCACAAAGUGGACUUGAGGUUUUUCGCAAAAGCCAAGCCACCAUACCACAAAUGUGUAUCACUGCCAUUGCUAAUAUGCAACAAAAUGCGCUGAAGGAUGGCAAAAGUAAAUUUCUGUUUAGCAAAGACAAAGAAAUCAUACCGUACCUAGAACAAUAUUGGGAGGCCAUGACUACAAUGCCACGACGUGUCACUCAAACUUGGUACUCCACGGUGCAACGUUCACUGGUUAAAGAGGUAAAUACUUUGUUCACUUACGAGGAGAAUGCCGAAGCUGGUGCCAUGUUUGGUUUGGUAACACAGGAUUUGGCACAAAUUAAACCGAACUACGAUUCCAUGGGUAAGGGCGGAUUGCUACGAACAUCCGAAGAUGGUCACGGUACAGCUUCCUCUUUGACGAAGAAUAAUCGUCAAAACAAACGAAAACUUCCCGGUAACGACUCUGGGCCCACGGGAAAAAAGGGUCGUCCUAGCUCAGAUAUAACUGCGAAUGUGAAAUUACCAGCACAUGGUUACCCCUUGGAGCAUCCUUUUAACAAGGAUGGCUACCGGUACAUUUUAGCUGAACCCGAUCCGCAUGCUCCAUUCCGGCAAGAGUUCGACGAAAGCUCCGAUUGGGCUGGUAAACCAAUACCGGGGUGGCUAUACAGAACUCUAGUGCCAAAUUGUGUGCUGUUGGCUUUGCAUGAUCGUGCGCCGCAAAUGAAAAUUUCCGAAGAUCGUUUAGCUGUUACUGGUGAGAAGGGAUACUGCAUGGUACGCGCUACACAUUCUGUGAAUCGUGGGCGUUGGUAUUUUGAAGCUGUUGUUGAGGAAAUGCCGGAAGGUGCUGCCACGCGUUUGGGUUGGGGUCAGGAGUACGGCAAUCUGCAAGCGCCUCUCGGUUAUGACAAAUUCGGUUAUUCUUGGCGUUCACGUAAGGGCACCAGAUUCCAUGAAAGUCAUGGUAAACAUUACAGUGACGCUUAUGCGGAAGGUGAUGUGUUGGGUUUUCUAAUCGAUUUGCCCGAUGAAACAACCAGUAAUUACUUACCCAAUACCUUUAAGGACAGACCACUUGUAAAGUUUAAGUCACAUUUAUAUUAUGAAGAUAAGGAUAAGGUGCAGGAAACACUAAAGGGCCUUCAAGUGCUGCCAGGCAGUAAAAUCGAGUAUUUUAAAAACGGUAAAUCACAAGGUGUGGCUUUCACAGAUAUUUACGGCGGUUCUUAUUAUCCAACCAUAUCCAUUCACAAAAGCGCCACAGUAAGCGUGAAUUUCGGACCGAAUUUUAAGCAUCCAGAAGUGUUGACCGAAUUUAAAGCAAAAGGAAUGUGCGAACGUGUCGAGGAGUUAAUAAGUGAGCAGUGCCUAUCAGAUAUAAUGUACUUGACAGAGAACGAUGGAAGGCUACGUUUGGAUAAUUUUAAUUUCAGUAAAUUAAAAUGAAAAAACCUUUUUGGUGUUGACUGACGCUAAAUAAGUGAACGCUAGCUUAAGAAGUCGAUCCUAACCGAAGUAAGCGUACACAAGUUCAUUGGUGGUUCUACAUAUAAAUCAUUUGACACACGACGCCUCACAAUUCUACAAGACAGGGCAGCAUACGGAUGAAAAAAAACAAUAUUUAUAAUCGAAAUUAAUAAAUUUCUCCAUUAUGUUGUAGCAAUUUCGAUGUUUCUUGAAAAUGCCUAAAAAUUAAGCUAAAUAAAACAUAUUUUAUAGUUUAUCAACAGUUGA